UCACUUCGCCAGUCGUGAAAAGCAGAUCGUGUGAAUUGCUUCUUUCCUGCCGGUUAUUCAGUGAAAAGCGGAAAAAUGUCGAGCAACUACGAGGGAUACAAGUCGCCACUGAGCACCCGCUAUGCCAGCAAGGAGAUGCAGUUUCUCUUCAGCGAUCAAAACAAGUUCUCCACAUGGCGCCAGCUGUGGGUCUGGUUGGCCAAGGCGGAAUGUCAGCUGGGCUUGGAGAUAAGCGAGACUCAGAUCACAGAAAUGGAGCAGCAUAUCAAGGACAUUGACUUCGAGGCUGCUGCUGCAGAGGAGCGUCUCACGAGACACGAUGUGAUGGCCCAUGUCCAUGUGUUUGCUAAGCAAUGUCCCACUGCGGCGCCCGUCAUUCAUCUGGGUGCCACAUCCUGUUAUGUAGGCGACAACACAGAUCUGCUGGUGCUGCGCGAUGCUCUUAAGUUGAUACUGCCACGCGUGGCCACUGUUGUGGAACAGCUGAAGCGGUUUGCCGAGACAUAUAAGUCGCUGCCCACAUUGGGAUUCACUCAUUUGCAGCCGGCGCAACUGACGACGGUGGGUAAGCGAGCCUGCCUCUGGAUGCAGGAUCUGCUGAUGGAUGAGCGUGCGCUGCGUCGUUGUCUUGAAGAUCUACGCUUUCGCGGAGUCAAGGGCACCACGGGCACCCAAGCCUCGUUCCUGCAGCUUUUCAAUGGCGAUGGUCAAAAGGUGAAGCAACUCGAUCAGCUCGUGACCCAAUUGGCUGGCUUUAGCAAACCAUACGCCGUGACUGGACAGACUUAUUCCCGCAAAGUGGACGUGGAGGUGAUGGCUGCCUUGGCCAGUUUGGGCAGCACUAUCCACAAGAUGUGCUCAGACUUGCGCAUUCUCGCCUCGCGCAAGGAAAUGGAGGAGCCCUUCGAGAGCACACAGAUCGGCUCUUCGGCCAUGGCCUAUAAACGCAAUCCGAUGCGCUCGGAACGUUGCUGUGCCCUAUCCCGGCAUCUCAUCACGUUGUUCAGCAAUGCAGCCAACACUCAUGCCACCCAGUGGCUGGAGCGCACGCUGGAUGACUCGGCCAACAGACGUCUGACGCUGUCCGAGGGCUUCCUCGCUGCGGAUGCGGCUUUGCUCACGCUGCUUAACAUCUCGCAGGGUCUUGUAGUCUAUCCCAAGGUCAUUGAACGUCACAUUGCGCAGGAGUUGCCAUUCAUGUCGACGGAGAACAUCAUCAUGGCCAUGGUGAAGGCUGGCGGCGAUCGUCAGGUGUGCCACGAGAAGAUUCGCGUGCUCUCCCAGGAAGCUGGUGCCCAAGUCAAGCAGCAUGGCAAGGACAACGAUCUGGUGGAGCGUGUGCGCAACGAUGUGUACUUUGCUCCCAUUCUCGAUCAUCUGGACGACAUCCUCGAUGCACGCACCUUCACUGGUCGCGCCAGCGAACAGGUGGACGAGUUCAUUGCCGAGGAAGUGCAGCCAGUGCUGGUCAACUAUGCUGAUGCCUUGGGCAACGUGCAGCACAUCCAGCUGAAUAUCUAAGCACCUUCUAUUAUUUUAUCACUUAAGCUCAAAGCAAACAAAUACAGUUUUAUAUUCCCACAUUA
Molecule: messenger RNA, 1586 nt
Organism: Drosophila sulfurigaster albostrigata
Lineage: Eukaryota; Metazoa; Arthropoda; Insecta; Diptera; Drosophilidae
Gene: Adsl
Product: adenylosuccinate lyase
Exons: 1
Coding region: 76-1521 (481 amino acids)
Biological process (GO): 'de novo' AMP biosynthetic process
Cellular component (GO): cytosol
Molecular function (GO): N6-(1,2-dicarboxyethyl)AMP AMP-lyase (fumarate-forming) activity; (S)-2-(5-amino-1-(5-phospho-D-ribosyl)imidazole-4-carboxamido) succinate lyase (fumarate-forming) activity
Source: RefSeq, a predicted model, not a curated record